CGGGGCGCGCGGACGGUGGCGAGAGCGCGCGGGACGCUCUAGGACCCAGCUGCGGUCGUCGGGUUUGGGGCUGAAGCAAAGCCCUGACAUUUCUCUCUUUCCCAUGUGAAUGAGGCCAAUUGUCGGGCGCCACUUCCCCGAGCUGCCCCAUGCCAUGCCCAGCAGCUGCCUUUCCCCCGCCGCGGGACUGAACUAGCCAUGCUCGCCUCAUGUGGAGGGCAAAGUUGCGCCGGGGAACUUGUGAGCCUGCGGUGAAAGAGUUCCUGUCCCUGGGCUGCUGCAGCUGCUUGAUAGACAUGCCAGUAUCAUCAAGUUGUAACAACAGAGACAAGCUGGAGGAAGCCAGGGCAGCUCCGCCUCCUGUCUGUUACAGUCCUAGCAGUCCCAUCCAGAUUCUAGAAGACCCCAACUGUUUUUUCUCAGGCCUUCAGCUCUAUUCUGGGAGGAAUGAAGCAUCUGCUUUGACUGUGGAGGCAAACGGUAACCUCAGAGAAAAAGUUGUUGAGGAUCCUCUUUGUAACUUCCUCUCUACGAACUUCCUGAGGAUUUCAGAGGUGGAAAUGAGAGGUUCCGAGGAUGCGGCAGCUGGAACAGUAUUACAGCGGCUGAUUCAGGAACAACUGCGAUAUGGCACCCCAACUGAGAACAUGAACUUGCUGGCCAUUCAGCACCAGGCCACAGGGAGUGCAGGACCAGCUCACCCUACAAACAACUUUUCUUCCACGGAAAACCUCACUCAAGAAGACCCACAAAUGGUCUACCAGUCAGCACGCCAGGAACCGCAGGGUCAAGAACACCAGGUGGACAACACGGUGAUGGAGAAGCAGGUCCGCUCCACGCAGCCACAGCAGAACAAUGAGGAGCUGCCCACUUACGAGGAGGCCAAGGCCCAGUCACAGUUUUUCAGGGGGCAGCAGCAGCAGGGGCCCGCAGGCCACAGUUACUACAUGGCUGGGGGCACCAGUCAGAAGUCUCGCACUGAGGGGAGGGCCACGGUGAGCCGUGCCAACAGUGGACAGGCGCAUAAGGAUGAAGCGCUGAAAGAACUGAAGCAGGGCCAUGUCCGCUCCCUCAGUGAAAGGAUCAUGCAGCUAUCAUUGGAGAGGAAUGGUGCUAAGCAACACCUCCCUGGCUCAGGGAGUGGAAAGGGGUUCAAAGCAGGAGGGGGACCCUCGCCAGCCCAGCCCGGUGGGAAAAUCCUGGACCCUCGAGGUCCUCCACCUGAGUACCCCUUCAAGACCAAGCAAAUGAUGUCCCCAGUCAGCAAGAACCAGGAUCAUGGUCUUUUCUACGGUGACCAGCACCCAGGGAUGCUCCAUGAUAUGGUCAAGCCUUACCCUGCCCCUCAGCCUGCGAGAACAGAAGUGGCCGUCCUGAGGUACCAGCCACCCCCAGAGUAUGGGGUCACCAGCCGCCCAUGCCAACUUCCGUUCCCGUCAACAGUGCAACAGCACAGCCCCAUGUCCUCACAGACCUCCUCCGUCAGUGGGCCACUGCACUCCAUCUCCUUGCCACUUCCACUUCCGAUGACCCUGGCGACUCAACAGCCCCCUCCAGCUCCCUCCCCUAGCCAGCAGCUUGGUCCGGAUGCCUUUGCGAUUGUGGAGCGAGCCCAGCAAAUGGUGGAGAUACUAACAGAGGAGAACCGGGCGCUUCACCAGGAACUGCAAGGCUAUUAUGACAAUGCCGACAAGCUUCACAAGUUUGAAAAAGAACUUCAAAGAAUUUCAGAAGCCUAUGAAAGUCUGGUCAAGUCGACCACCAAGCGAGAGUCGCUGGACAAGGCAAUGAGAAACAAACUGGAAGGCGAGAUCAGACGACUUCAUGAUUUCAACAGAGACCUCCGAGAUCGACUAGAGACAGCCAACAGACAGCUGUGCAGCAGGGAAUACCAGGGGCAUGAAGAUGAAGCUGCAGAGGGUCAUUAUGCUUCCCAGAACAAAGAAUUCUUGAAGGAAAAGGAGAAGUUAGAAAUGGAGUUAGCAGCGGUGCGGACUGCAAGUGAGGACCAUCGGAGACACAUCGAGAUCCUGGACCAGGCUUUGAGCAAUGCCCAGGCCAAAGUCAUCAAGCUGGAAGAGGAGCUACGAGAGAAGCAGGCAUAUGUGGAAAAAGUUGAGAAGCUGCAGCAGGCCCUGACACAGCUGCAGUCUGCAUGUGAGAAGCGAGAGCAGAUGGAGCGCAGGCUGCGGACCUGGUUGGAGAGAGAGCUGGAUGCGCUGAGGACCCAGCAGAAACAUGGAAAUGGCCAUCAGGCUGGCAUGCCAGAAUACAAUGCUCCGGCCCUCAUGGAACUUGUACGGGAGAAGGAAGAGCGGAUCCUAGCCCUGGAGGCUGACAUGACCAAGUGGGAGCAGAAGUACCUCGAGGAGAGCACCAUCCGACACUUCGCCAUGAAUGCUGCAGCCACUGCUGCAGCUGAGAGGGACACCACAAUCAUCAACCACUCGAGGAAUGGCAGCUACGGGGAGAGCUCGCUGGAGGCCCACAUCUGGCAGGAGGAGGAGGAGGUGGUGCAGGCCAACAGAAGGUGUCAGGACAUGGAGUACACUAUUAAAAACCUACAUGCCAAAAUCAUAGAGAAGGAUGCCAUGAUUAAGGUGCUUCAGCAGCGAGCCCGUAAAGAUGCCGGGAAGACAGACUCCUCAAGCCUGCGGCCAGCUCGUUCUGUCCCAUCCAUUGCAGCGGCCACUGGGACACACUCCCGCCAGACCUCGCUUACCAGCAGCCAGCUGGCUGAGGAGAAGAAGGAAGAGAAGACCUGGAAGGGGAGCAUAGGAUUGCUGCUGGGGAAGGAACACCAUGAACAUACUUCUGCCCCACUGCUGCCAACCCCACCUGCCUCUGCACUGGCCCCUGCGGCCUCUUCCACGUCAGCCAGCAGCGCCCAUGCUAAGACAGGCAGCAAGGACAGCAGCACCCAGACGGACAAGAGCACCGAACUCUUCUGGCCCAACAUGGCCUCCCUCCCCAGCCGCAGCAGGCUGAGCACAACCCCUUCCAACAGCCCUGUCCUGAAACAUCCAGUGGCCAAAGGGACCACGGAGAAACUGGAGAGCUCUCCUGGCCAUGGGAAGUCACCAGAGCACAGAGGCCGCGUCAGUAGCUUGCUGCACAAGCCCGAGUUCCCUGAUGGAGAGAUGAUGGAAGUUCUCAUCUAAUUCUGUCGUCCUUGUUGAAUUUCAUACUGCGACACUGGCAAAUCAAGAAAGUGGCAGAGAGGGAGACGAGCGAUCGAGGAGGUUGUGGAUGGGAAGCCAGGAAUGAUGUGAACUGAUAAAGAUUACAGAGUAAUAAGAACACUUUUUAUAAAUGUUAAAAACAAACAUAGGAGACCUACAUGACUGUGGAGAGAAGAGAAUGCUAUGGAUUUUCUUACAUGUAGUGGAAGAGAAGAUGCAUGUAGGUUUGGAAACAAGUUAAGAAGAAGUAGGAAAUGGAAUUUUUCAUUGUACAGAAGUUGUAUCUUUUGGGGAGGCUUGGUGUACCCCCAUUCUUUGGUUAUGAAGAGACAAACCUAGACAUGGAUUUUCCUUGAAUAAGCCCCAUUCUGCUUGCCUCUUAGCAUGUUUCAUUUAAAAAGAAUCUCCUAGACAUGUCUAGAGCCCAUCUUGGCACUACGCAGUAUCACCAUGCCUUUGCAGGUGUCCUGCUAGCAGUGAGAAGAAUUGCCCAGGAAUGAAGGGAAAUUUCAGGGGCAGUCUUCACCUCAUUACUUGUUUGGCUUGGGUUUUCAGGAGAUUGCGGGCUUCUUAGCUUUUCUGGAUUUUGUGGUAAUUUCUAAACAGAUGAAAGCGUUAGGAUCUUGGUCCUCAUCCUCCCUAACUUCUCUGAGUUUGUCUCUGCUUUACUUUCUUUAGUUUUGCUUUUCUGUCACUCCUUCCUUUUUUUUCUUUUUAAUAAGAUAUUACAGGGUCCCUUAGGUAUGGGACUUAGAAGAUCAUUAUUUGAACUCUCCUCGUUCCUGCCAUAUCAAAUAGUGGCCAGUAGAAAACAUCCCUGCUGGCUUUUGGGUUGGGCUGAAGUUGUUAUUCCCAUUCUGGCUGCACACUGGCUGGGGAAGCUUUCAUAAGGUGGAAGAUUCCUUGGGUCACUGUCACACUUUACAUCAAGAUCAUGGCACUGGGUUUUUUUCUUUCACACAUCAGUUUUCUCAUAAGGAGCUUGAUAUUUUUGUUCCCUUACUCUGUUGGGGUAAGGUCUUCAAGACAGCACUGGAUGACAGUUUACAAUGUCUCGGUGGCAUCCAGAAUGUCUCCAGGUGCCCUGUACCACAUUUUUGUAUUUGGGGCUCACAAGUCUAUUCACCACUGACUUCUUGUCCCUGGUUGCUGCUGAUGAGCCUGCAGACUACCCAUGUGUGCUUCUCUCUGCUGUGAACUUGCCUUGAAACCUGUCAAGUGCCACUAGGAAGAGCCGUGAGUGAAUGAGGUGGUGGGCCUCUUGUCUGUCUGCUCUGAUGUUGAGGAGCUAAGCAGGUGUCAGGUGCUCUUGUAGAAUCCUGAAUUUUUUCCCUAAGUACACUGAACCCAUGUUUUCCCAGAUCUCUUCCUUUCCUUGUGCUUCCUUACAGGAAAAGGAAAGAAGAAAAAGCCUAGGUCUGAGCAUUUUUUUUUCUCAUAUUAAAAAUUGAAUCCAGAGCCUUCUACAUGUUAGGAAAGCAGUCUGUCACUGGGCUACAUCCCCAGAACUUUUUAAAAAUUUUGAGACAAGGUCUUGCUAAAUUGCCCAAGCUGGCCUCAAACAUAUAUGAGUGUCCUGCCUCAGCCUCCUCAAUGGCUGGGAUUACAGGUGUGGGUCACUGUAACCACUCACAUGUGAGGUUUUUUAAAGGAACUCUUAAAUGAAAUACUGAAGAGUACUACUCAGGUAACUUCAUUUGGGUAGCUUAUUUUAGGACUGGUCUUUGAACCAUAACCUGAUAAAGUUACAGCGUCCCCAAAUUGAGGAGGUAGAAAGAAGACAAGAGGUGUAGGGUGCAGAGGGGAGGGAGGAAAUUGAUAGCUUUGGAGAACAGGGCUCUAAGCCACUGAUGUGACAAGACUAAGUGGGAACCUACCCGCCCUACCUCUGCUGGUCACUGGGCACUGAGCUGCCCAGUGUGCUGCCUGCUUGUUACCUCCUCUAGUCUCAGACUAAGCAUCAAGUGUUCAUAUUGCACAGAACAGGAAACCAAGGCAGCGCCAAGAGCCUGCACACUGAUAGCUCACCCUGAGGUGUGGGAAGAGAGCACGAGAAGCCUCAUGGUGGUGAUGAGCUCAGGGAUGAUGUAGAUGCCAGAGGGGGUGAAGUGGAGGGAGCACAUCUGAUCACUUUUCAUGGGCCAUGAGGGAGGUCCAGUUGAUGACAACAAAUUCUCUUAAGGACAUUUUAAUCCCAAUCAAUGUUGGGGAUAGACCAGAAAGGAAACUGUUGAGAGAUGGGAAAGGAAGUCAACUGCUGUCCUGCACUUCCAUGUCUGGGCCACCCCAAACUUGGGCUCUCUCUCCAACAACAGGCAAAAGCGAGAACAACAGUUCAGUUUCUCCCAAAGCUUGGUCUACAUACUCCAGAUGCUGCAUCUGCACAUUCAGGCGUGAAGUUCACUGCCUUUUGUAGGGCCCCUGAAUUACUGUGUCUUCACUGUCAGCAUAAAGAUGGAAACAUGACCAUACAUCAGGGCUUCAAGUACAGUUGUACUGUCACUUUUGCCAGUCUUGUUUUCCUCCUAAUCGGUAAGACUCCUCUGUGAGAAAGGGGAUCUGUAGCUUUCAGAUAUCUUCUUUUAUGGGCAGUGUUCUGCCAAGCAAGAGCCCUGAAUGAACCCUUUCAUUUUCAUAGUUUCUUAAAGCCUAGCUUGCUUAUAGGAAGAAUGGAUUGUAGAUGCCGAGCACCCACUCUGAGCUCUGGGCAGUCUACAGUUCCUUAUCUCAUUGAAAUUGGAGAAUAAUGCUAGCUAUAUUUUAUAGUGCUGACUGUAUGCAGGCACUGUGGUGUGUACCUUUUAAUUAGUCCUCAGUGUCCGGGGAGCAGGAGCAAGUUCAUUAUUCUAAUUGCAGGGAAUCAGAAACUCAGGCUCGGGAAUGUUAAGUCCCUUCUCAAAGCCUCACAGCCUAAACUACAGGAUGCACAGCCUCAAACAAGACCUGCAUUACUAUGUCUGAGCUCUCUGUGUAUUUGUGAUGUGUUUGCAACAUAGAAGCAGCAGAAGAAGCAGCUGUACCUCUCAGAACCUAGGAAAUAGCAUGAAACCCAGAACCCCUAAAAUUACCAAUCAACACCAGGCAUAGUUGGAAAUCUUUGUGUUCUAUUAUAUUACAGUUACAAAACACAUCUUAAAAAAUAAUUCUGCAUUGUCCAAAGGCUUAGUCUUCUUCAGAACUUCUCAGGGACAUCUGACCCUAGGACUUGACCAGCUCAGGUAAAGGGUCAGUGCUUUGGCUUUGAGCAAAGGUGUGUCAGAGAAGUGUAGCUUCACCUUGGGUGGAUUCUGAUAAUAUCUUAAUGCUGCCAGGAUUUUACAUGAAAUAUAAGAUGUAGUUGGGAUCAGCCCUAUGACCCUAGAGUUUCACUGAAUAGAUGGGUUUGUUUGUAAGAAUUAUUACUGUCUGUAGGUCCAUAUAGCUAAAGCUGCCAGGAAAUGCACAUUUUUCAAAAAUACCAGCAUGUAUGGAACACUCUUAAUGUUCUUUUCUUAGUGUUCCGUCUGCUUUCCGGAGGCUGGUGGCCAGGGGCAGUGUGGAGUUCAGCAUGUUCUCACCAUGCCCACAGGACAGAGCGGCUCUUUCUUCCCCAGCUUGGUUGGGACAGCAAUGAGUGGCAGAGUCCUUCUCAUUUCAGUUGUCUGAGGGUUGCCAACUCAUGUGUGAGUUUGACUACAAAGCUGGAGUGGGUAUCAAGUUGCUCCAAAUAAGUUCUGAACAUGGAAUAGAGAAUCCAGUGGUUCUGUUGAUCAGAGAAGAGGCUUUCAGAAUGACCCCUGCAGAAAAGCAAGUCAUCAUCCACUUUGCUCCCACUUGGGUUACCUUUGGCCACCUGCACUCUGGUGAUGCUGUGGCUGAAGCACCUUUAUGCCAAGUAUGGUUAGAUGGAGAAAUUCUCCCCAGCAACCUGCUUAGUCCCAGAGAACACAAUCAAGCAAUGCCAUGGUCCCAGGAGACAGUGAAGGAGAGCUAGGGGUUUGAAAGACUUCAAGGCAGGGAGCUCACAUGUAGGCUAGAGAGAGCUAUGCUGAGCAAAGAGAUGUGAUGUCCAAAAUGAAGUCUUGCUCCAUGUCUGCUCUGGAGCAAGUAGGGCAAGCAUGUUUCUCUGCUCUGUGAAUGAUCUUGCAUAUUUCUGAAGGAAAGGAGUCUCAAGGCCAUUGGAAGUGGGAUUUCACCAAUGUUCUUAAAUGGUGAAGGCUCUAAGAAGCCAGAGAGUACACAGCCCACCAGUUGCUUCUCCACAUCCCCAAACCUAAGGUGGUGAUGGUAUAUACUUUGUAAAUGUUGGCUUUCUUUACUUUUUUCUUGCUAAUGAAUCAAUGUGUUUAAAAUGUCUUCAUUUCAUGUAAGGAUUGCUUGCUGUGUUUGCUUUUGAUGUGUGGCUCCAUGGGAGAUGGGGAAAGGAAUUAAGUUACCAGAAGCUGGUCAGCUGAGAGGAUGCAAAGGUCAGAGUUUCAGUAAAUGACUUUCUUCUUGAACUAAAGAACAUAUUUUUCUCUUUCUAAGUACUGUACCUUCUCAUUUAGUAAUUUACUGAUAUAUUAAGAUGUAUGUAUUUGAGUGCACAUGAGAUAUGACUAAGGGUUGUGAGUAGAAUUUUUUAAUAUCCAGAAAACCCAAGUUUUGCAUCAUAAUGUGGGUGGGUGAUCUCCCUUUGGGAAACUAUGUACUGAGUACUACAGCUCUGCCCAAGUAAUUAAGAAAAUUAUGGGAAUUCCUUUAUUAGAGUGGCUUUUAGGGUCUGGCAUGUUCCUUUAAUUUCCCUGGAAAGGUGAGAAAUCUUUAUCUUUUAAAGAUGGUUUUAUAGCCAGGUGUGGUAGCACAUGCCUGUAUUCCCAGCACUCAGGAACCUGAGGCAGGAGGAUCACCAUAAGUUCAAGGUCAACCUGGCCGACAUACUGAGUUCAAGGCUAGCCUGAACUACAUAGUGAGACCCUGUCUCAAAAAAAAACAAAAAAAUAAAGAUAGAUUUGAGUUUUGGAAGUAAUCCCAAGUUGUUCAUAGCACAAGGGAAUGAAUAGAAAUGGUAAUUAAGGUAAGUCAUGCCUUUUUUCCCCCUUUAAAUAAAAUCCCUAGGAAAUGUUUUGAAAUGAACUGGGACUUAGCUUCUCAAUGUGACAGUUCAAGGGAGGACAGUAGUCAGUUGUAUGCACAACUUCUAGAGGUUUCAUUUGUUAAAAUCUGUUCUCUUGCUGUGCCCUGUGUGUGUUCCCAUCUCUGCAUACACUGCAGACAUAGUGCAUAUUCAUUUGUAUGAACAUCCAGUAGGUGUUCUGUAAAACCAACUUGUACUUAGAUGCAUGUUAUUGUCCUGUAUGCUGUGACAGGUGUUUCUUUGUCACGAAACCUUACUUCUUCACAGAAUGAAAAUACUGUCCUCUAUAUAAGGCAGGACAUCUACAGCAUUUUCUUGUAUCAGCUCUCAAAGUUUUGAUGCCCGGUGUUGUGUUUACAUGUGAUUUUGCCUAGGAUUCUGUUCUCAGACACCUAUAUUUAUUACAAAGCAAAAUGUAAGCAGAUUUAUCUGCAGUAGUUUUAUUUGAAUCAAGGUGUUUUUCCCUUUUGAGGAGGGACAGCAGAACCCCCUCCUCCUUGCAGCACUUAGAGUCUGUAUAAUUCUGUAAAACAAGGGCGAGUGCAGGCACCCAAUGUCAGCCAAACUUCUGACAGCCCUAGUGCCACUGCCCUUUCCGCCUGCUGUGUGUGUACGUGUGUGUAUGUGCUUGUGUCACUGUGUAUGGUAGCCAUGUGCUGUGAAUGCUGGUAGCUGGGUGUAACCUUUGGCAUCUUUGGAUUGCUGGUCUGUAUUGAGUGGUGUUGUACAGAGCUGUACAGCCAGAUGGGUCUGUGUACAGAGUGGGGAAGUCCAAGCACAUGGCAUGUCCCCCACAGCAAAUACAGAUUCUGUUGGUCAGCCAAAGAUUUUCUUAUUCUUUGCUGCUUAAACUUGUGCCUUAAUAUUGUAUAUAAUAAAUGGAUAAAAUGGCAAA
Heterocephalus glaber (naked mole-rat) is the source of this 9172-nucleotide messenger RNA. It is a transcript of the gene Amotl1, whose product is annotated as angiomotin like 1. Gene Ontology annotation, cellular component: bicellular tight junction; plasma membrane; cytoplasmic vesicle. Lineage: Eukaryota; Metazoa; Chordata; Mammalia; Rodentia; Bathyergidae. Gene Ontology annotation, biological process: angiogenesis; actin cytoskeleton organization; hippo signaling. The record is from RefSeq and is a predicted model, not a curated record.